Messenger RNA from Paramuricea clavata, 14353 nucleotides. Lineage: Eukaryota; Metazoa; Cnidaria; Anthozoa; Malacalcyonacea; Plexauridae. The record is from the annotation of a GenBank genome assembly.
AUGGAUGGUCUUUUUGAUGAAAUAUUCAGUAAAGAUAAAGAUGGGUAAUUAUUACAUAAAUGCACUGAUUUUAUCUAAUCAAUAAACCAUCUGUACUAUAAGAACAUACUUGAUUAUAAAGCGUUAACAGCUCACGCACUUAGGGGCCAUUAACAAAAUACGUGACCCCUUGUACAUCCGAUCAUAAAAUACGUGACUCUAAGCCAACCACCCUAUAACAACCAAAUUAUCUAUAAAUCGACACUAUUUCAAUGCCUUAUUAAACCUCGGCCUAAACUGUUUCCCACUCAGGUUCUAGCUGGUUCGUUGAAUAACAAUAUAUUUGAUAGAAAACAUUGAUUUGUCAUGUAAAGGCUGAUAUCCACUGUUGCGUUUUUCAUACGUACGUAUAUACGCACGUAAAACUUUAAAAUCCAUUUAAAUGUUACUUAUGGAAUAACCAAUUAAACCAAAUAAAUGAAGCAACAGAAUUCAGUGUUCCGCAAGUUUUAGUAUGCAUUUGUUAACUUAUUUGUAAAUAUUUAAAAAAUAGAAGGAUUCAAAGUUUUACGUGCGUGUACGUGCGUAUGAAAAACGCAACAGUGGAAAUCAGCCUUAAACGCACGUAAAACUUUGAAUCCUUCUAUUUUUAAAUAUUUUACAAAUAAGUUAACAAAUACAUACUAAAACUUGCGGAACACUAAAUUCUGUUGCCUUAUUUAUUUGGUUAUUUGAUAAGUAACAUUUAAACGGAUUUAAAGUUUUACGUGCACGCGUAUACGGCGUACGUAUGAAAAACGCAACAGUUGAAAUCAGCCUUUAAAGGCUGAUAUCCACUGUUGUGUUUUUCAUACGUACGUAUUACGCACGUAAUACUUUAAAGUAGAAGUCAAGUCCGUAAUGUAUUUUUUAAAUAUGAUGUACUCUCUGAAUAUCUAACACCAUUUUGGUUCGCUAUGCUUCUAAAUGAAUAUGAAAUAGAGAUUAUGUUCAGAAAAAUUCGAAACAUUCUAAAUUUGGGCAAGUUCACAUUAGAGGGUCCACACAUUGUUAUGAGCAUAACCGAUGCGCAGAACGGACUUGCCUUCCACUUUAAAUCCGUUUAAAUGUUACUUAUGAAAUAACAAAAUAAAUAAAGCAAAAGAAUUUAGUGUUCCGCAAGUUUUAGUAUGCAUUUGUUAACUUAUUUGUAAAAUAUUUAAAAAAAAAGGAUUCAAAGUUUUACGUGCGUGUGCACGGUCUUGUUUUGUUAAAAGCCCUGGGAACGAGGUUGGUUCAUUGAACUAUAAAUAAACUGGAAGGCUAACUCAGGGGGGGAAAUUGAAGCCAGUGUAUUUUAGUUUUUCUGAGUUAUGAGCAGAAAUACUCAACACUGAACGUUGGGCAAUAUAUCAAAUUGAAGCUAUUGAAAAACGCUAUUUGGUGUAGAAAUUUCAAGACUUUAGCUAAAAGGGAAAUAUUGAAAAACUACAAACAUAAUUACCGAUAAUUUGCCGUUUUGCAGUUGUUUUUGUAUUUUUUAAAUAUUUCUCUUUUCGCUGAAGUCUUGAAAUUUCCACACCGAAUAGCAAUUUUCAAUAGCUUCAAUUUGAUAUAUAGCACGACGUUUGGGGUCAAGUAUUUCUGCUCAUAACUCAGAAAAACUAUUUUGGCUUCAUCAAAUCAUAGGCCUUCAUCAUAGCAGUUAGCCUUCCAGUUUAUUUAUAGUUCAAUGGGUUGGUUUUGUUAUAGACAGGGAUAAAUUUUCCCCUAUACCACAUACGCCUCUCCGUCACCUGAUACCGCUUGUGAUACCCCCCUCCCCCCUUGUGACGUUAUGUGACUCCUGUCCUGAUCAAACACGCCCAACCCCCACGAGUGUUACGUAUAUUCAAAUGCCCGAGUGGCGGAAAUUUCGACGGUGAUUUCGUUUGAAACCCUUUGAAACUCAAAAGUUGCUGUUUAUAAGAGCAUUCUUUCGUCAAAAUUUCUGACAAAUUACCCCUUUAAACCAUGCAAUUAAGUUAUUAAAUUAAAGUCUGGCUCAAACAAGGAUGUUCGCAGUCACGCAAUCUUGGUUACCUGUUCUUAAUGCCUUUCCAAUAUUAUCAUGUAUUCCAUUUAAGUUGAAACAUAGUUGGAAUAGUCAUCAAACCUUUAUUUUGUUACUAUUUAGAGCUUGAAAUGUCUCCCGGCCCGCACGUAACAAUGCGUACUAUUCUAAUUGCCUAACAACCAGUUAUUACGUGCAACCGUGCAUGUAGUCAGUACGUGCUAAGUAACUGACACAAAAUGGUUUGAAAUCUUGAAUAUAUUAUUACUGUAAAAUGAAACAAAAAAUAUAUCUGAAAUUUGUACUUGAUCAAAUGUCAAAUCAAAUCAAUAUGUAACAUGAAGUUUUUAACGAUACCAUCGCGGGCGCGAUUAUAUAAUUUACAACCAACAGCAGAAGUUUUAUACAGUCUCUCAACACUCAGCAUUUUAAUAAAAUUGUUUGCACAACACUUGUUUGCAUAAUAUAUUAGGGUACAAAGUUCUUUCUUUUCAAUCAUGUAGAUUGAUCUGUCCUAUAAAGACUGAAAUGAACGUGGACGACUCACAGGCUGAAAUGGCCGAUGAAAACAACGAUACAGCGGCCAAGAGUAAUGAACGUUUUGCUGUCACAACCGUUCCCUUGAAAGACGAGAGAUUGGAGACAGAUGAAUUUCCCAAUGAAAACACAACACACUCACACUGUCCUAGUACUGCUGAAAAUACAAUAGGAUAUAACACACACGAGGCUGUGCCUAUGACGGUAUUUUAUCGAAAUGAAUCAUCCCACAUUCAAGGCAAGACGAAAGGUAAAGCAAGACCGACACUUGAUCAACUCAGAAAAGGAUUUGAAAGCAACAGUCCUGAAACACAGGUUUGAAAUUUAUUAAUUUUUCAAAAUAUAUUAAUAUAAAUGAAUUGUCAAACUAUAGAGGAUGUGAUUAUUAUUCUAUUUUAGUAAAAAUACGUAUUGAUAAAUGAUAAAUCGUUGUUGCUGUUUCCAUUCACUCGUUCACUCAGCGUUUUUAGAACAACCCAGAUCGCGAUAUUUGACACUUAAAUGUACAUAUCUUACCGUAUUAGAAAAAUAUUAUUGAUUUAGUCUCGUGCCGGUGGACACGUGCUGUAUUUUGUGUGAAACAUUGUGUGCAACAUUUGGGGGUCCAGUCUGUACAAAUAUAUUAAGCUUCCAUGUAUAGAAAGCAUCCAAAUGUGUUAUAUUUAUUAAACAAUUAGUAAUGCAUUGCAUGAUAUUGCCUGGAUAAUGGUAAAAAUCCAGCAGACAUAUAUGCGAUGAUUCAACCAAACAUCUUGUGUGCAUUUUGUUUGUCUGUGAUAAUUUCAACUGUUAUUAUUCUCAGGAAAACCCCCGUUAUGCAUAGGGCUUACAUAUUUGGAGGUGUGCAAUUCUUUCACUAAAAUGCACCUACUUUCCUGUUUUUCACUACAGCCACUACCACCUUCUCUUCUAAUAAAAGUAUUAUGAUUGUCAUUUAGGGCAGAAUUUUCUCCAUUUUCCUCUAUAGAAACUUUUGAAGGGUUGUAAAAUGAGUUCACAAAUGCAAACAGACCAAACACUCAAAUCACUGCAUGCUGUUAGAAAAAUGCACAUACAUAGAUACAAAUCCAUAAUUAUAGCUCGAAAUAUAGUAGAAGCAAUUCGGGAAAAUGUUGAUCAAAAUUUUGUGAAUGUUUACAGUGAAAAUACAAAAAGUGUCCCACUUCCGCUUCUGCAGUCUGUUGUGAUUUACUGUAACUUGUUCUGUUUUUCUGUAGCGAUUACCGAUUUAUCAGCAAAUACCACAAUAAAAUUUAAAUUCCGUACCUUUUAUGCAAUGAAACUAAAGAAAAAUGUAUUAUUUCCCUUUGCUACAAAUUAACAUAGUUAAAAAAAAAAGAGAAAACUAAGUUUUCUCGCGGUAUUUGCCAAUAAAUUGGUAAUCGCUACAGAAAAAAACAGAACAAUUAAAUUACAGUACAUCACAACAAACUACAGAAGACGAAGUGGGACACUUUUUGUAUUUUCACUGUAAAUAGGGCUUUAUUUAAUAUAUUACCAUGGAUACUAAAAAAAUGGAUAGGAAACAGCUGAUGCCAGCAGACAGGACCUAUUUGAAAUUUGUGUGUCACAAAUACAAUGAUUAUAGUAAAGUUUUUUAUUAUUUUAGAAUAAUAUGAAACUAGUUUUUCAUAUCUCUGAUAAUGGUUCUGAAAUAGUAAAGUUCACUGCAUUUUUCUUCCAUUUCCCUAUAUUUUUCACAUUCAAGUAGCUAUAUUGAGAUUCACAAUUGUUCAAAAUGGUUUCAAUAUAUCAAGCACGUAAACAUGGAAGAUGUCAUAAUUUUCAGCAAUAUUGAGAUGCCAUCUGUAGCAUGCUCACCACGCUGAAAACAUUGUACAUGAUUGUGAGUUUCCUAUCUGGUGUUCUUAUUAUCCAUGAUAGUACUCUCCAUGAUAGUACUCUCCAAACAAAAUGUUAAAAUUUAAAUAUCCCAUUGUCGAACCCUCUCCAAUAAUACCUAUGAUCCAGUCUUAGAAAAAUGUAGAAAUAUAUGUUCUCCUGUGAGUAAGUAACUGGAGUAUAUAUUUCUGGAAAGUAUCACCUUGGCCAUAAGUGUAUGGGGCUGAUGCUUUCUGGGGGCAGGGAGCAGUUGAAAGUUUGCCCAAAUUUUUAUUAAGGAUUGUAAUGUGAUUGAGACCUUUACUUUUUAUCUUAUUAUUGGUGACUUUAUUGUAAAGGUCAUUUAGUUUAUCUACCAGAACCAUUUGCUUUUGUAAUUAUGUCACCAAUAACAAGAUGAAAGGUUCUAAAUUGCAAAUGGAAUGUCUCAAUCCUGGAAAAACAAUUAGGUUCUGUUGACCAAAUUCUGAAGUCCUAUUUUAUUUUUUAUGUGUAACGUUUUAUUUUUUAUGCAUAACUAUGUCUAUACCACUGAUCUCUAUGCAAACAAAAGUUUAGUUAUGUGAGUGGAUAGUGGUGGUCCAGUACAAAAUAGUUUCUUUGUUGUCAAAAAAAUGGAGGUAUAACCCAAAUCCAACCUUAAAACAGCCAGACUAUAAUAUCCUGACUAGUGUAAAUGAUGAACAACUCCAAAGCAACUAUGAACUAACAGAAUAUUGACCUUUAUGAUGUUGUGCCUGUGCUUAUAAGUAAAAUUGGGGUUCAAGAUAACAGAGUCGGUGUCAAAUGACAAAAUGCAAUUAACCCAUCAGGGUUUAAAAUAUUUUGAUAUAUUUGUAGGCUGUUUAUUGGUGUGACUGUGUACCUUUUUUGUACUAGCAAUUUUUUGACCAGCAAUUUUUUUAGGCUCCAAUAAGCUGAACAUGAAAUGAUUACGCAGAAAAUAUUUUUGGGCAGCAAAAAUAGAAAUAUAAAAAACUCAUCAAAAUCAUUUCAAAAAUCGUGUAAUGAAAAUAAAUGCCAGUAUUUUAAAAUAUUUACUAAGUCUAAGAAAUAAUGUUUCGUUCAUGACUCUGUUAUGCAGUUACGAUUCCCGCCUGGUUCAUGGCAUAGAAAUAGAUAGAUAUCCAAUAGUAUUAUUUCUAUGCUUCAUGGCUACCAGAUUUAUAGCUACCAAGAAUGCUUAACGCGAUCUUCAGGGGGCGCACAUCUAAGGAAUUUCUAGGGGGGUGUGGGCUACUUGGGGACCGACUUUUUGAUAUUCAAAAAGAAAUUAAACAGAGGGGUAAAAAACAAUUCUGCAAAAACAUCAUGCCACAGAACAGGGACGUGGGAAUGUAUUGAAAUCAGGGGGUAAGGUCUCACGAGGCGCCACCAUGGUUGGCGCCGAGCGAGAAAAUUUUCAACAUUUAGAACCUCUUGGUCGCCGGAAACGACCAUUUCAGAGUUUUAACUCUACCUUUUCGGUAGGCUCGUUCAGGUGUAUGAACGAAGGAUUAAGAAAAUUCAUCCCUUAUUUAAUAGUUCGCUCAAUUUCUGCAUUUGUUCAAUCUAUUCCAGAUCAAUAGAAUCAGAUAAGUCUUUUUCUGAACUGAAGAAUCAAAACAUAUGUAUAGGCCUAUGAGCUCGCGUGUGAAUACCAGGACGUGUUUAUUACUUAUUAGUAAUGUGUAUGAGCUGUCAUGAGAAUAUCCGUUCGCAGGCCACAGGUACGAAAUCGGAUAGUAGCAGAGAGAGAGAGACGAGUUUAUUUUUUCUAAUAUAAUUGUUACUUUCGUCCGUCCAUAUAAAAUACUGAAAAUAAUGAAAAAUAGAAGUGUAUAAUAACAACUAGCAAAACAAUGAAAUCAAGAUAAUAAAUAAUCUGAAUUAACCAUCUAAACCUUAGCGGGUGCGCUACGAUUUGACGUUUAAAAAUCAAGAAAUAGUUUCUUACACAUUACAGGUAAACUACGUGAAGCGUUCCUCUUUUGAGUUCCUAACUCAUUUGGAAUUUUCAAAAUUAGAUUUGCAAAUUUGAAAAACUCUUCGCAAAUCCCUUGAGGGAAUUUGCAAUUUUCCUGUCGACCGUUGCAAUAUUCCAACGCAAAGAAAGUUCCUUUCAACUUUUCCUAACUUCCUGUUUUAAUUUCCUAACUUCCUGUUCUGUUCUGAGCGUUUUCAUUGGUGGAUUAUUUUUGUUGGCCAAUUGCAACGCACAGAACAGAACAGGAAGUUAGGAACUUGUAACAGGAAGUUAAGAACUUCUAACAGGAACUGAGGAAAAUUUAUUUGGCUCUUAAGAACAUUGCAAAUUCCCUCAAGGGAUUUGCAAGGGAGAUUUUCAAAUUUGCUAAGGUAAUGACGAAAAUUGCAAUCAACUUAGGAACUCAAAAGAGGAACGCUUCACGUAGUUUACCUGUAACACAUACACAUAGGCUUGUUCAUAACAUCUUACCAACUGGCUCUUGUGUUGUCGGACCCAAUUCACGGAGUCGGACAGAAGUAAUAUUAAUUCUUAUACCCAAAUUUUGGGACCGAGUUUUCGCACAGUAUCAAGGAAGAAUGGGACCGACUUUUAGUGAUAUUCGGACGCUCCCCAGCCCCUAAUGUGCGCCCCUGGCGAUCUUGUUAUGAUAAAUUCAUUGUAUAGAUCGAUGGAUUAAGGUGAAAACUCGUUUAAUAGCCAGCUAGCGCUGUGAAAAUUGAACUCAUAAGUCAACCCACUUGAGUCAAAUUGUGCCAAAAUAUUACGUGAUUGAAACCCAAGAAUUGUGUAAAAUUUCGUUACAAUCUGGAUAUGUGCUGUCAUGCAUGGUUGCCACAAGCAUUUUGCACAAGUUUUUAUAUUUGCCAUUUGGUACAGAGAAUACAGUAUACCUGUUGGCACUGAACAACUUUUAAAUACUAUCCUAUAUAAUGACCAAAAACGGAGUAUCCUUGCAGAUAUCUUAUUAUAUAAACAGGGUGCGAUAAUUCAAUAUUUUUAGCCGUACCUGACUGGUACUCCGAAAACUUUUGCCACGUACCUGAUCUGGUACAAACAGUAACAAACUUAAGAGUCAAGACGUACCUAUAAGACUACUUCCGAGUCAUGUGUUUUUAUACCUAUACGUACAGUUUACUGGUCCGCCAAAAGCUUUUGUACAAAUGAAUCUUUAACUAUGUCUAUGGUAUAUUUGUACAACAUAAUAUAACAGUUUUCAAAGCGUCGACGUUGUGACUCGAAUGCCAUCGCUCUUUUACAGUGGAAUUCCCGAGGGUGCUAAUAGUCUGACCUCAGCUACAUACAGUGUAGUUUUCCUCAUUGGGCCUAAAAAAACCUGUGGUUCCGGUUUCAUAUCGCGAAAAAAUUAGGGUAGGUAGGUCGGAAAUAAAAAAUUUUUCUGAAUAUUUUUUUCAUAGUUUUGGCGGGUUUUUGCUGGGCGAUUUUCAGUAGAAUCCCGACAUCAAUAUUAACUAGAGAUGCGUAGUUCCUACGGACGAAUUUAAGCAGGUUGGUUCAAUAAUUAUUGUGACAACAGACGCCAUUUUGCCACUCUGUGCGAGCAGCCCGCAACCACCCGGAGAAAAUAGGGUCGCACGGUCAAUCGUGUUGAAAAAAAUAAUAGGGUGAGCAGAAAAAAAUAGGGUCGGUCGGGAAACCGGAACCACAGGUAUUUUUUAGGCCUUGGUAUAGCAUUGAUUGGUAAAAAAUUAUGUUGGUGUCCACACUACAACGAAAACGAUAAAAUUAUCGGCGUUUGACGAUAACGAUUUUAAAAUCGCUAACCCGAGCGAUUUUUUUUCAGUCGGACGAUGACGAUAAAUGUUUUCAUCAAGCUCAAAGAUAACCUUUGGGCUUUUUUCAUCCCAAAAUAUGUCGGAUACGUGGAAUUUACAUGUACAGCUAAAGGUCCUCACGGUUUUGAAUACUUUGGCAGGUUUGCUAGUUAUUGCUAGAAGUAAAAUGUAAGUACGCGGAUAACAAAUUUCCGCGUACCCACGUGGUACUUGCCUAAAAACAAAGAAGUACCAGACCAUAAAUUUGGCGUACCUCCGGUACGUUGGUACGCGAAUUAUCGCACCCUGAAUAUAAACCUUAAUACAAUAUGCAUGGUCCUAUAAAUGUUUAAGUACUUCCCGAGGAGUCUAUUCAAAAAAGUAUAAUAAUCGCUUAACGAAUACCUUUCUUCCUCUUUGUUUCACAUUUCCUGCAGCAGCUUCCAGCAUUAAUUCAUCCAGAUGUAAUUCUGUAAACUAGGUUAUAAACUGGGACUAUAUUUUCCUUAGUACAUUUUUCUCUUCCCUAGCGUAUGAUUGAUGUAGAAACAGAUGAAGCAAAUGUAGAAAACAUACCAACUAAAACUCAAACCAAAUUUGGCUGGAUUAAAGGCGUGUUGGUGCCAUGUUUAUUAAAUAUAUGGGGCGUUAUGUUAUUUCUUCGUUUGACUUGGGUUGUUGGUCAGGCUGGGAUUGGUCUUUCCACAGUAAUUAUUUUACUUUCUGCGGCUGUAACGACUUUGACGUCUAUAUCAAUGUCAGCAAUCUGUACCAAUGGACAAAUCAAAGGAGGUAUGACUUUGUUAUUUAUUACAAUUCGUUUCUCUGAAGAAAUCACCUUUUCUGUUUUGGGUAUAGUGAAAUAAUUUGUGGUGCGAGAGUGAUGAUAAAGGCUAAUAAAUAAACAAACAUUUUACUUCCAGCAAGUUUGUAAUAUACAGUGCAAUCUGUUAAGUACUGUUUAAUAAACGAGCAGGAGUGUUUUAUUAUGUUUAAAGACACGAGCGCGCAGCGCGAGUGACUUUAGACAUAAUAAAACACGACCUGCGAGUUUAUUAAACGGCUUCAAACACGACUACAAAUUCAAUAGAUAUACUGCCUUAUUAGUAAUCUUUAUAUAAAGAAUACUAAUGAGGACACGACUACAAUAGAUACUGCCUUAUUAGUACGUGACAUAUUAUGGUUGACAUGAUUUGCCAAUAAGCUUAUGAAUUAUUAAUGAGUGUUUGAAUUAACCUUUAUAAGGAAUUAAAUAUAUAUCAUGCUUACAAAAAUAAUUGGCUGUAAUAAGUGGUAAUAAAGUUCGCCGUAAUACGUCUGGGUUUCACACUGAAUUAAAAUGAAAUAUAAAGUGUACAUGACAUGCAGUUGUCAAAAUGGCCGUCCACCCUCAAUGCCUACAGCCAUUGUCACGUCUCCAUAAAUGAGAAGGAUUCGGAUAAUUAAUGAGAUCGAGAAAAUACGAAGAAAAUUUGCACUGGUCACAAUCCAACUCUCUUGUGAGUUCCUCUUCAACCCAUUAAGUUGCAUUCGCCCUAAUGCGCCCUAUUUUAUUAAUUUACUCUGUCAGAGCGCUGGAGCUCAAUCAGUUAAAAUUUCUAUAAGACAUAAAUAUUUUAAUAUAUUCUCAGGUAUUAUAAAAUUACUUUAAGUAUUUAUAAAUUACUUAUUUAGUUUCAAUUUUUGUUAAUUUUCAGGUGGCGCGUACUAUCUCAUCUCACGUAGUUUGGGUCCAGAGUUUGGUGGCUCUAUUGGUCUGAUCUUUUCAUUGGCAAAUGCAGUUGCCGUGGCGAUGUAUGUUGUUGGUUUUGCUGAAACCGUCACAUAUUUAAUGGUGGAAAGUAAUUCUCUUAUGAUAGAUGAAAUAAAUGACGCUCGCAUUAUAGGACUAGGGACAGUUGUCAUACUACUUGGACUCACAUUGAUUGGCCUGGACUGGGUGCUUAAAGCGCAGUUAGGUUUGCUCAUCCUCCUUCUGGUAGCCAUGUUCAGUGUCGUUAUAGGAUUUUUUGUAGGUCCUUUGAGUGACGAUAUAAGAUCUAAAGGUUUCAUUGGUAUGAGCUCCUCAGCGUUUAGUGAAAACUUUUCCCCCAGUUACACUGGAAAGGAGAAUUUCUUCUCUGUGUUUGCUGUGUUCUUCCCGGCAGCCACUGGCAUUCUUGCAGGAGUAAAUAUUUCUGGAGAUUUAAGAGAUGCACAAAAGGCGAUCCCGAAAGGAACAUUUCUUGCAAUUGGGGUAACUGGGGUAGUUUAUGUACUUCUGGGUAUAAUGGCUGGAUCUUGUGGGGUGCGAGAUGCUACAGGAAUUGUUAAUGAGACGAUCACGUGUGCUAUGAUGGAGUGCAAGUAUGGAUUGAAUAACGAUUACCAGGUAUGGAUAAAGUUGUGAGUACGGAACACUCUAAAACACCCUGGUUGAUUUUAGAUGGACGGGUCUGGUUGUACAUUCACCUAACAUCAACCAAAAUUCCAGGAAAAAUAACCAGGAAAACCAAAAUAGUGUUAUUUUCUAUUUGGCCGUGCAGGAACUUAUGAAAGAGCGUGGUGAAAAUGAAAAUUGUACAGCCUGUUUUCAUGGUACACGUGGCAUUGACAGUUGUACAUGUGACAUUGACAAGUACUUUUAGUUUAGUAAAAUGCAAUCGGCAUCAGUUUUUUUCUAAAUGCUUAUUUUGUCGGGGAUUUUGUCCUAUUGAUCUACUGUAAGCUCUUUCGAUACAUGUAAUUGUAAAUUUGUAUUCUUAACAAUUUUGAAUUGAUACUGAUUUCAAAUGACUAAAUCCAUGUAAUAAUUAUCCCAUGCAACUGUUAGGAAGGGCGAAAUUUUUAACGGAGGACAAAAAUUCUAAAGGGGGGCGAAACUCCUGACACCGACCCAAAAUAUGUUCUGUUUACAUUUAUUUCGCCCAGAAUUCAUCCUGGCCUGAAGGUAGUUCGAUUUACAUAGCAUAUUGACUUUCGGCCAGUCUGAGCGAUUUAUUCCAACACGUCUCGUAAAAAGAAACUAGAUAUUUCCGUAUGCAGGAUUUUUUUCUGGAAUUACUUUUGUCAACUUUUCCCGUUAUCGUGAAUCAGGCCUGGUUACAAGGCCCUUGUAAAAGCAAAAACCCGAAGCGGUCUCGAACUCAGCACCUAUAGAACGUUGUAGACGCAAGCUUUGCCUUUCGAGCACUGUCAAAGCUCGCUGAAAACCGUCGUAUAAAAUUCGCCACUGAUCACUACCUUAAUAAUAGACUUCACUAUUUAUUGCACUUUUGCCCCAAUGGCGUCUUUUCAUGAUUGCCUGUUUUAGCAUGGCAGAUGCUCAUGAAGGUUAUGUCCUCAUGUUUCUCUUUGAUCUUUUAACACAGUUACAAGCCUAUUCUUAACCUAAUCGUGUAUGAAGCGCAGGGCUGCAAAAUAAAGCGGACCACGGGACCAUUGGUCCUAGAAAAUAUUUGAGGGUGGCAGAAAAAAACCCCAUGAAACCCUAGGUAAAAAGUCUUUUUAGGAAAUUAUACUAGUUUUAGUGAUACUGUAAUCAUACUUCACUUAGUUCACUGCAGAUCGUAUAGACAAAAAUAUGUAAGGGCUAAUUUAUAACAUACAGUAAAAGAAUAUUUAUUCGCUAGCUAUGUAAUUGGAAUAAUGUUUAUUUUCAAGACCGAAAUGAUGUCUAGAAUUUGUCCAGAAUACGACAAUUGUCGAUAGCGACAACCACGAUAAUGCUUUGACAAAUGCAUAGAUAAUUAAUUCUUGCGAUAAUGCGUGGAUAAUUAAUUCAUUUUAUUUCGAAUAUCGAAGUCCGAUCCUACUAUGAAACAACUUUAUCAAUCCGAUCCGAAAUGUAUAUUUUUGUUCCGAAAUCCGAACGAAUCGGAUCGGAUUUGCACACCUCUAGUCUUGACCUUCACCGAGCUCCGCAACAUAAUAAUAACCCCGCAAAAUAUCCUGAAGAAAAUGCCUGUCUAUGUUCUCGUUUUCCCAUCCUCGUACCAGGGUCUUUCGUGGCACCAGAGGGUGAGAGAAAAUAGCCUGAGUACGAGUUUGUCGUUUUCCUUGAACUAUAUUUUGGAUAAGGUUAUUAUACCAUGCCUAACUUUUGUGACUCUUGCACUUUUUUAGUUGAUGCAAAAGAUUUCAGUCUGGGCGCCAUUGGUCAUCAUUGGUAUUUUUGCUGCAACAUUAUCCUCUGCACUUGCCAGUUUGGUCGGAGCCCCUAAAGUUUUCCAAGCUGUCUGUCGAGAUGAAAUAUUUCCAUAUAUCACGUUUUUCGCCAAAGGAAGUGGACCUAAUGACGAACCACGAAGGGCCUACAUUCUUGUCUUCUUUAUUGCUUCUGGGUUCAUUGCAAUUGCUGAACUUAAUGUGAUUGCUCCAAUCAUUUCCAACUUUUUCCUAAUGUCGUAUGCUCUAAUCAAUUAUGCUGUGUUUGCAGCAUCUUUGGGUCGAUCACCAGGUUGGAGACCAUCGUUCAAAUAUUACAAUAAAUGGGCUUCCUUAUUUGGAGCAUUGUUAUGUAUUGGUAUUAUGUUUCUUAUUGAAUGGUGGGCAGCUUUAGUUACAAUUGUCAUCAUUGGAUCUCUCUAUAAAUAUGUCUCGUAUAAAAAGCCGCAGGUAAGACCAAAAUAAUUGUCGUUGUUGUUAUUGUCGACAUUGUUGAUGUUAUUAGUUGGUAAUGCUGUUCAUACUGUAGUAGUUCGUGUUGUUGUUGCUGCUGCUAUUGUUUUUAUUGUUGAUGUUGUUUUUGUUGUUGCUGCUGCAGUAGCUCUGUUAUUGUUAUUGUUAUUGUUAUUGCUGUUGUUAUGGUUGUUGCUACUGCUUUUGUUUGUUAUUGGUGCCGCUUUGUUAUUGUUGUUGUUGUUCUUGUUGUUGCUAUGGCUGAUGUUGUUUUUGUUAUGGUUGUUGCUCUUGUUAUUGUUUUUGUUGUUUCUGCACUCAUUUCUGUUCUUAUUGUAAUUGUAAUAGUUAUAUGUGCUUUUUGCGUCACUUCAGGUGAACUGGGGUUCGUCGACACAAGCUGUUACUUACCGUACUAUCCUUGCAAUGAGUUAUCAAUACAAUGAAGCAGAAGACCAUGUGAAGAAUUUCCGACCUCAGUGCCUUGUGUUGUGUGGAUCUCCUGAGAGUCGCCCAGAAAUCGUCCACUUAGUGUCACAUGUUACUAGGAAUAACGGUUUGAUGAUAUGUGGUGAAGUAUCUAAGAGUGAUCGUAAGAAAGCAACAGAUUGGCUUCGUGACAAUAAGAUAAAGGCAUUUCACUGCAUUUGUACAGGUAAAUACAUUUGCUUAUAAAAAUCAUAAAAACUGGAAUGCUUAGGCAGUCAACGUCGGUGUUGGUAGCCUUUACAGAGGUUUGACUGAUUGAUCAGAAUUUUAAUUGUUUUUUAAUUGUACCUUUACUUUCUGCUAGCUCGUGAAUUCCGUUCUGGUGUGAGCAGUUUACUUCAAUGCACUGGACUUGGUAAGAUGAAGCCAAACACGGUGUUUCUUGGUUUCAAAACAAACUGGAAAGACGGGUUUGCCAGAAACAGGAUCGAAGAAACAAACGAAGACAUACGAGAAGACAGAAACGAUGAAAUCCAAACUGAACAUGCUAACGAUUUUGAAGAUUCGAAAACCACAAAAAACUAUGUGAAUAUUAUCCAAGAUGCAUUUGAUCAACAAUUAGGUGUAGCCAUUUUCAGAUCCAAUUUUGACGAAACAGAUAAUACGCGUAUUUUGAACGAGAAACGUGAGGGAACCAUUGAUGUUUGGUGGUUGUUUGAUGACGGUGGCCUGACUUUGCUUAUUCCAUAUUUAUUGAGUCUUAAUCGUUAUUGGAAGAAGUGUAAGCUGCGGGUCUUCACUCCGAAAUCCACUCAGAAAGAGGGCGAGAUAUCUUCUAGUAAAAUUAAAAUGGCAAGUUUAUUGAAAAAAUUUCGUAUUGAUGUUUCAGGUGUCGUAGAGUUUGAAGGUAUAUCCGAAAAACCAAAGGAAGAUAGUAUUAACGAUUUUAAAAACCUUGCUGGACAUAUGGUCGAGGGAGAACACAAAAAGAAGAGCUUACGUCAUAUCCGGUUAGGUGAAUUACUAAGAGAACACAGUCAAAAAGCGAGUUUAAUUGUGAUGACAUUACCUGUGCCCAGUGAAGCAGUUGAACCUACGAUGUACAUGAGUUGGUUAGAGAUGAUGACUAAAGAUUUACCUCCUAUCUUGUUGAUUCGUGGUAAUCACACCAACGUACUUACCUUCUAUACAUAA